GCAACGCGCACGCCCACGGUGUCGCUUCUCGUCCUCGUCCACCAUCGCCUUUCAAAAAGCGAGAGGGGCAUUCCUCGAGAGGAACAACCGUGCCCGGCAGCUCCGCUCCACCCGCCGCCGAGAAUGUCCGACGAGGCCAGGCGCGGGGCCGGGGGCGCCGCGCAGGCGGCGCUCCGGGCCUCCUCCGAGGACCGCAAGCCGGUGGGCGCGGGGUCCCCGCCGCCGGCCGCGGCGGCGGAGGCGGCGCACAAGAUCCAGCUCAAGAGCGCCGACAUGAAGGAGGAGAUGCGGCAGGAGGCCUUCGAAAUCGCCCGCAUCGCGUUCGAGAAGCACACCAUGGAGAAGGACAUCGCGGAGUACAUCAAGAAGGAGUUCGACAAGAACCACGGCCCAACCUGGCACUGCAUCGUCGGCCGUAACUUCGGUUCGUAUGUAACGCAUGAGACAAACUACUUUGUGUACUUCUACAUCGAUUCUAAAGCCGUCUUGCUAUUCAAAUCUGGGUGAUUGGCACUGCGAUCACCCUUGCUUGCCUGCAUCCGGUUACUCUCCUGUAUGUCCCCCUUUUCACUGAGUCGUCUGCAGCCAAGCUGGAAGCAGGUAAGGUGAUAAUCUUGUGAGCCUGCAUGUUGAUGUAUCAGCGACAGAUUUUUCCUCCCUAUUCCAGCAGUGUGAGAUCAGAUUGUGUAUCUGUUUUGCGUCUGAUAUAUCUAGGUGUUGUGAGGACGUUGUCUUAUUGCAAUAUGAUUGCCAGAAACAUUGGACGCACCCCCUCUGAUCUGUUUGUGAUUGUCUUGGAAGCUCUUGCCCAAUGUUUGUGGUUCUUACUGUGGGUUUUAGUGGGUAAUUGUGGCCCAUGUGUGGGGUAUCUAUAUGUGUAUGGGCUGUGUGUAUAAAGACUUACUUCGGAUGCCAGUAGUCCACAUGAUGAUCUAUUUUCAUGUAUUGAGAGGAUUUAAAGCUA
Messenger RNA from Panicum hallii, 964 nucleotides. Its product is annotated as dynein light chain 1, cytoplasmic. The record is from RefSeq and is a predicted model, not a curated record. NCBI's taxonomy places the organism in Eukaryota, Viridiplantae, Streptophyta, Magnoliopsida, Poales, Poaceae. Gene Ontology annotation, biological process: microtubule-based process. Gene Ontology annotation, cellular component: dynein complex. The transcript has 3 exons. The coding region runs from base 124 to 507 and encodes 127 amino acids. Gene Ontology annotation, molecular function: dynein light intermediate chain binding; dynein intermediate chain binding.